Messenger RNA from Tuber melanosporum (Perigord truffle), 3686 nucleotides. RefSeq lists its product as uncharacterized. NCBI's taxonomy places the organism in Eukaryota, Fungi, Ascomycota, Pezizomycetes, Pezizales, Tuberaceae. The record is from RefSeq and is a predicted model, not a curated record. The transcript has 3 exons. The coding region runs from base 607 to 3525 and encodes 972 amino acids.
CUCGUACUUAUGCUCUUACCCAUCUACCGGUAGUUUUCCUUGUUCCUCGACACUUACUGACCGGGUGUGGUGCGCCCCUAUCUCACCGUACUUUCACUUCUCUUCGACCUUCUUAAUUAUUCCCUUCAACUUGUCCUAUUCUGCCGCCGUCUUGGUCGAGCACGGUACGCCCGACGUUCCUUGUUUCGGAAUUGGUUUUGUCGACGAGGCAAAGGGGGAAAAGUCUAUUCUUUUUAUAUCCCUCUUGAUUCUGAAACUCGCCAGGGCUUUGGCCAAUUCUUCCAUUCCGCUGGAUACGGACUGGACGUCUUGGAUCUAUUGAUACUGUACAAGUACAGUACUCGUACAAUACGCUUUUGCUAUUCUAAUACCAGUGCUCUACAUGACACUGUGAGGGAAGAACCGGGACGAGGGGACUAUUUCCCAUUCGCAGGAGCUUCUUGUCAUACAUGUUUCUGCUGCGCACACCCGUCCGAUAGACCAGCUUUUAUCCGCGGCUCUCCGUUCCCCUGUCCGACCGCUUGAACCGCAACCCCUCCGUCGUGAGCCUUUCCCUCUUUCCCCACCCCAACAGUCGUCCCGUGAGAGGGAGAUAGACGAGGUUUAAUGUCACUAUCUCUGGGUUUGUUUUCGCGCCGAAAAAACUCUGAGGAUAAGGCCUCGAAAGCGGCGCUAUGCUCAUCACAUGUGAGCACGUUCGCCUCAUCGCCCCCCUCAAAUAUCACUACUUCCUCCACACACGACGGAUACCAACCUCUUCCGCUGCCCCCGCACUCUGCUCCACCGACGCAUUCGAGAAAGCCAAAGCUCCUCACCAAGGCUCAUCCCAUUAGGGUGCCUGGGCACGCGGCCGAUAGCGGGGGGAUUGCCUUCGCGCCGCAUCUCACGAGAGCAAGGACAACAAACUUCAACUCACUGACGCCGACCCCGCAGCAGCAGCAGCGCCGCUAUCACCAGAAGCAAUCGUCUAUAUCGGGCUUAAUCAGGUCCAAUAGCGACGCUAGCGGGUCGCGGCGGGUACGGUCGUUGGAUCAGCGGGCACCGCAGCUAGGUUCUCGUGUGGAAGGGUUCGUGAAUAUCGAUUCUUCAAACUUUCCACAUCCACCUUCCCCGGAUUUACCCCAGUGCAUUCCGUUGCCCGACUCACCGGCGGCGUUUCAGAACCGCUGUGGCUCUGGUUCCCGUCCUAGUUCUUCGACCCCUAGACUUCCCUUAGCGGCUACUAGGGUGGAUUGUAGGAGCCAUUCGAAUCAUGGGUUUUAUAAUCCUAUAAGCGAAUAUCCAAUUAGUCCCCCCUUAUCACCCGAAAGUCCGCUGAGGGCGCGGGCCGGUAGGUUUAACGAAAAUAUACACAAGUCGGAAGAGGAACUGGUCAUGGAGAUUGCCAGGUUGAAGGAGGUGAUUACCACGAGAGACCACGUGAUUGCUCGCUACGCUGCCAAUUUAAACCCCGGUGAGAUUAAUGAUGUCUCCUCUGGGACGAAGGGGUCUGAGGGUCAAUACGCAAAUCAAAUACUGUCCCACCGAAUUCACGACCUGGAGAUGGCAAAUUUGGAGAAGAAUGAUGAAAUCGCUCGGGCAGCGCGAGAGAUGAAUAGUCUACGAGAAGCCCACGCUCUUGAGGUGCAGAUGUUGCGAAACGCUGCCAAGCGGUUGGAAGCUCCUGAUGGGGUUGGACUGGAAGACUUGGAAGACUUGGAUCGCUAUCGCCGCCGGGAAUUCAAAUUGAUGGAUGUUGUGAAUGGAAAAGAGAAGGAGCUUGAGCUGCUUCGGUCUAAUGCUAAUACCCUCAAAGAUCAAGUUUCCGUUUUGGAGAAAUCUGCCGCUGAGAGGGAUCGUGAACUUGAGAGCGCCCGACGACAGAUUCAGGUCAUGAAUGAGGAUCGGAUUUUAAUUGGCGGAAAGCCGGCAUUAGUGGCUAUUUCUGAGAUGGGGCUUGCAGAUAUUGGCAGAAGAUUGAUGGAUGAGAUUAAGAGGAGAGAAAGAGCUGAGAGAAAACUGGCCGAGUCAGCAAUGAAAUCUCGGUCGGAUCACGACGCUGUCCUACUAGGAGACCGGAAGAGGGAGGAGACCCGCACGAAUGCUUGGAGGGAAAUGGAGCAUAAACUAACGCAGGAGGAGCUUAAGAGUCAUGAAACUCGAAGAAAAGCAAAGGAAAACAUCGAUUACGUGCUUGCUGAAGAGGAAAAGCGACGAGCAGAACUCGGCCGGCAGUUUAACGAAAGGCUUGAGACGCUGAGACAAGAGAAGGAAGUAUUCGAGGGCCGGAUAACGAAUAUGGAGGUGGAGCUUGAACAAGCCAAACAAUCCGUCACUACGCAACGAGAAGGAAAUGAAUCGCUCGUUCAAAUGAUCACAAAAAUCAAUACCCGACUAGGUGAAGAAAAGAAGAGGAACAAGCAGCUGGAGGCCAAGAUUGACCAGAUUACAGAAGACGCACUGAACAACGUUUCUGGAUCGAAGCGUGCAUGUCAGGAUUUGAAGAAUGUGGUCGAAGACCGUGAUACCCGCAUAGCAUACUUGGAAUCUGAGGUCACAGUCUUGAAGCGGGAGAAGUCGGCACUCGAGGAAGCAUGGCACUUGGUGGAGUCGGAGCUGGAGCGCCACUCGGCCACAUUAGCGAAGCGUGACGAGCGUAUCAAGGACCUCGAAACCGAGAACGUCAAUAUUCUCGAUCGCCUAGAGGAGUGCCAGCACGAUCUCGAAGAAGCGCGCAAGAACUCACCCGACCGGCCAGUCCUCGGUGACUCGGACAGCGUGACCAAGCGAGAACUCGACAAUCUACAACAAGACCUAGAGCUCUAUAAGCAGGACGUCAAAGCCUAUAGACACGACGUUAAAAAGCGCGACGCUCAAAUCCGCGGCCUAAACCGCACAGUGGCGGACCUCGAAAGUCUCCUUGACCGCAAACCCCCACCUUUAUCUCCGUUCCCGCCACCCCCUCCAGCAGUCUCGACCCCCACAUCCCGCCCCUCAACCCCAACCACCGCAAACCUGCUAGAAGAGAUCGCCACACUAAAGGACAAGCUCCGCAUCUACGACCAGGAGUAUCGAGGCACGUACGAAGACCGCGAAUCCUUGCGUAAAAAGCACGCCACCGUGACAGCCCAACAAAACAUGAUAAUCACAGAUCUCGACUCCACGAUCCUGAGGCUGCGAAAGGAAAAGGAGUCCACGGAGAAGGCGAUGAAGAGAAUGCAAGCCAACUUCUUACAGCUAUCCCAAGCUGCCACGGUCGGCACUUUGGCCGUCAUCAAGAAAUACCAGGAGGUCCCACUACCACCGUUACCGGCUGGCUCUCCGUCAGCCCCUGGAUCCCCGAUUGUACCUAGUUCACCGGUCCGGCGCGGUUCACGAAGGAAGGAUAAGAGGCGGAGUGCUAGCACCGGAAGUCCGGUUAUUGGAAGCAUGAGCGGGGGUGAGGAGAAGGAGAAGGAGAAGGAACAGGAGCGUAGGGAUAGGGCUUUGAGUGUGGUUAAUGAGCCAGAUGGAGCACUGGGGGAAGAGGAGGUUAUUGAGUGGUAACUUCUUUUCUUACAGGUAUUGUUACUUGUCUUUUUUACUUUUAUCAGCCUAGAGGUGAUACAGUAUAUAUAUAUUUAGUAGUAUCGAUAUCCGGGAAAGGAGUAUAUAGUCCGGAUUUAAUCGUCCUAAUGGUUUUUAUUUUUUUAUUUUUUUAUUUUUUA